Messenger RNA from Drosophila pseudoobscura, 2344 nucleotides. RefSeq names its product L-dopachrome tautomerase yellow-k (gene yellow-k). The record is from RefSeq and is a predicted model, not a curated record. Gene Ontology annotation, cellular component: extracellular region. NCBI's taxonomy places the organism in Eukaryota, Metazoa, Arthropoda, Insecta, Diptera, Drosophilidae. The coding region runs from base 1028 to 2116 and encodes 362 amino acids. The transcript has a single exon.
GCUUUAAUCAUAUCGGUUCAAAGAGGACGGAAAAAACAAUAUAUUGUACUGAUAACGAGUCGGUUAUUAUUAACUCCAACGCAGAGGUGCGAGGUAGAUAGGGAAAAGAGCUUAUGAACUUAAGCACAGAAUAUGCUUUCAUUAGUUAUUUUUGUGGUUGUGUGUUCCAAUUGACUCCGACUGGUAUCGGAUAGCCUUCCAUCUGAAUGUGGGUACUGUCGUCCUGGUAGACAACAUAAUAUACAAUGCCACCAGUAAGAGAGAGAAAACCAAAGUAAAAUUUUACUCCCUAUCACCUCCACAGACUUCAAUCAUAAACUUAGGCGCAAACUGAAAAAAACCAUAAUCAUUACUUAAAUCAAACCAUAGGGCAGACAUCUUGAGUAUUUUAAGAAGCAAAUACAUCUAUAUUUAUGAUCUAUAAAACUUUAGAGUAUUUGAUUGGGCUGGCACAGAUAUUUCCAGGUGAUUCAGAAAACAGGCAAGGGGACAGUCAAACCAUGCAGUGGCAGUGACAAAUCGGUCAGAGUCAGAGAUAAGAGUAUACAGUUGAAGAUUGAUUAUAGACAGGAAAUAGACCACACUUUCGGCUAGAAGAGGUUCGGAUGAGCAGUUUUCUAUUAUUAAAUUACUAAUCAACAGGGAACAUUUCGUAUCAAGUUCGUUAGGAGCCCUCUUGAAAGGAUUAUUAUUCGUGAUGAACAUUUUUCGGGGAUUUACCUUAGCCAAGUUAAUUGUUUAAUAGCACUGGAAAUCUACAAGUAAAUUAUAACAUAGAUUAUAGCGCAAUAAUCAAUAAACCUGCGAAUCUCUGAUAAGGUUUUGGUACGAAUCUGAAAAUCAUAUGUAUCUACUAAAUAAUUUCUCUUCAACACACAUAAUGUUGACCAAACGUCGAUAGCCAACAUAAAAACCCAUUUCAGUCUGUUAGUCCCCAUUAAUGCAGGUCGCUGAAAUCAAUUUUUUUAUGGCGACACAUGAAACCAAUUGCUGAUCUAAGCGAUUUGAACGAGUUCUUUGAAAACCUAUGUACAUCAGCAAACCACACGCUCCAAGCUCAGUUUUAUUCAGUUUGUAUCCAAAGAUGGUCAAACAGAAGGUUCCCUUCGUUUUGCUGGUUCUUGCUCAGGCGACUGCGAAUGCAGCGUGGCUGUUGCCCAAGGCUGGCUUCAACGAAUCCAGCUACAGUGUCCGUCAUUUGUCGAUGCAUUACUCGAGAGUAUUUCUCAGUGUGACAGUAAAAGGGAACGAUUCACCCACACUCAUCGAGGCCCAGUGGCCGGUAUCGCGCUUUCCAAUGCCAACUGUGAUAUUUCCCCACCGCGACGUACACGCGAAUGGGGCUCAUUCCGACUGUACGCUGCUGCAGCAAGCGCAUUGGUCGCAGGUGGACAGCCUCAGUCGCUUGUGGGUUAUGGAUGUCGGCUGGCCGGGCAGCAGGUGUUCCCCCAGGCUGUUCGUCUUUGAUUUGAUACGCAACAAUGCGGAGCUCCUGAGAAUUGACUGCGGUCAGCACAUUGACUCCAACAACACCCAAAGCUUGGUUGUAAAACUGGGACCCAGAAUAGAGAGCUGCAAACUUGAACGACACAUAUAUUUCAUCCAGGGCCAAAGCCCGCAUAUUCUGGCCUACGAUAUACUGGAGCAGACCUGGCGAAGUCGUUCCCUGAAGAGCCACAAGUACGAGAGUAUGCAGCAAUCAUUUCCCAUCAAGCCAAUCGACUUCACUUUUGGUCUUCAGGGCGAGUUAAUUGUUGCCGAUCAAGAUGGCGGGCUCUAUAGCUCCGUAGACGUUCUGCAAUGGGAAGAGAAUGCUGCAUUUUCCUCCAACUCUCUAGCAAAAAAACACAUACAACUCACCCGUCAGGGCACCCUUUUGGGCAAGGCUCGCAGCAUGAUCAUGGACAGCUUGGGAACCUUGUACUAUGCCAUAUCCAAGUUUGGAGCGGUUGUGCGGUGUGUCCAGCUGGCUAACAUCACGGCCGAGGGCAACGAAAUCAUCUAUCUGACAUCGAAAAACAUACAACAAAUAUUUUUUGGCACCAAUGGCGCCGUGUGGGUACUAAGUGAUCGUGUCUUGAAGACACAAGAUAUGUGUUUUCCUGGAAUGUUGUAAAACGAUAUGCACAUUUAAACUGUUACUUAAAAUGACUAAAUAUAUAAACCAAAAACAAACAAAUUGUAAGACCUUUCCGCCGCUUAAUCGAUACUAUUUGGCCAAAACUGAUUCGAACGUUCCCAAAAGACUCAGAAUUGUUUAUAUUCCGUGCAUUUCGUUUACUUGUUUUUAUUUGGUGACGUGAUUCGUUUUGGUUCGAUAAUAAUGCUAUGUACUUUAAAUGGG